GUCUUAAGCUUCCUCUGCAUUCAUUGAUACUCUCCAAAAGGCCACUAAAGAGAGAAGAAAGAAAUAACACCACAGGGAAAAGAGAAAAGAUGAAAAUUUUCCCUCAAGAAACGGUUUGAUUCUUCAUAUACUCUUGCAUUUAUAAGAGCCAUCAUCACUCGUCCUUGUCACUAUAACUUUUUGUAGUGUGUUUGUCUUUGUAUGAGAGAGAGAGAGUGCUGGUCUGAAGUGAAAGAGGCUUUCAGCAGAAGGUGAAGACUAAUCAAUCCACCAUGAGAAAGAAAAUCUGGAUACUCCAUAGCCUUAUAGUGAUGGAAUGCUAUCUGGCUUUUACACUAGUAGCAAUGGUGCAAGAGAAGGCAGAUACAGCCAUCCCAGUCACAACUCUGUCACCUCCAGAAGGAAACACAACGUUCCUUGAUGGCACAACUUGGUGUGUUGCCCAGGCCGGUGUGUCUCAAGUUGAUUUGCAGAAUGCAUUGGACUGGGCAUGUGGACUAGGUAUGACAGAUUGUCGUCCAAUUCAAUCCGGUGGCCAUUGCUUUGAACCCGACACGCUUGUGUCCCAUGCCUCGUUUGCUUUUAACAGCUAUUACCAGCAGAAUGGGAAUUCUGAUAUUGCUUGCAAUUUUGGAGGAACCGCAACUUUAACUAAAAAUAACCCAAGUUAUGGCAAAUGUGACUAUUCCACAUCGGGGUCUGUAGGAUCUUCAGCACCUCCAUUGUCGAAGAAUAAACCGAGUUUUAUUUGGUGGAAGUUCGCUGUGAUUCUACUGCUUUUGUACUUGAAAAGUUGAUCUAUGGUGGUUUUUAUCCCUUUUGCUAAUUGUGCAAAUGGUCUCAAACCUGUACUUUCUGGGAUUUGUUUAAUGCAAGUUUAAGGAAGAAAGAGGAAGGAAUCAAGUUUGUGUGUUCAAACUUGAAGGUCACAGAUGUUCUUAGUUUAGCUUUUUGUAAAUGUGAUUUUCUAAGAUAUUCCUUUCUUGAUUGCUGGUUUAAGAAUCUGUGGCAAUGCAAUCUCUUUUCCCUUGUUUAUGCCUUG
Ilex paraguariensis (yerba mate) is the source of this 1042-nucleotide messenger RNA. The record is from the annotation of a GenBank genome assembly. NCBI's taxonomy places the organism in Eukaryota, Viridiplantae, Streptophyta, Magnoliopsida, Aquifoliales, Aquifoliaceae.